ACAGAGCAAAAACCAAGAACAGCUAUCCAUUACCUUAUUGCUACAAGAAAAAACAACUUGUUCGCAGCAUAAAAACAUUCUUGUUAGUUAGACCGUAACGACACGCCCUUGCACACCGGCUACCGGCUCAUUAUUCAUCAUAUGAGUUAUGAAAGUACAGCACUUCUGCAAUAACAGCAUUUAAGUUAAUUAGUAUUUCAAAGAGAAGAUUCAGCGUUUAUGGUAAUCGCCGGUUUUGUUACUCUCUCUCUCUGUUCGUAAAUCUACGUAAAUAAUCAUUGAAAGACGGUUAAUUCCUCAGACAAGCAAAAGCACAUUUUGAGAAGCAGAUCUGUUCAAGUUCUAGUUAAAGAACGUGGCGCAAUGUUUUCUAAAACGGCAACAGACGUCUCGUUCUCCAUUUUUCUGAUUUUAUUUCUCAUUCACUCCGCGGCAAGCCAGUGCCAAGGUGGUAGGAGUGUAGGACCUGUGCCAAGCGUAACAGAUGACAGGCGUCUCGACGGAACCUCAAAUAACAAAGAUCACGUGUUCUGGGGCGCCGCACAGGAGGACGUAGCACGUGAUGCACCUGCCAUGUACGCUGACGGCAUCGCUCUGCCCGCAGGCGUUUGUACUCCUGAGCAGAGGAAAUCGGGAAACUGUAGAUAUGUGGACGCAAUUUACGGGUUAGGUUCUAACAGGCCUUCACCAAGAAAAAUCAGCAAUGAGCUUUUUCAGCAGAUUGAAUCGAAAAUUAGCGCUCGGCGUCUCAGCGAUUUUCAUCCCAAUUGGGGACAGUUUUUGGCGCAUGACACGGAUUCGUCAGGCACGCUGGCUAAUCGGGAGUUUGCGGAUGUUUUCAGUGACGUAUGGCUGCCUAUUGAAGUUCCAAAGGGAGAUAUCCACUUUGACAGACAGAAUAAAGGCAACGUUUACCUUACUUUCGUGCGAACAACUUUUAACAGAUGUACUGGUCGCAGUACCAACACCUCGAGACAACAAGUUAACAAGCUCACGUCUUACAUUGAUGGUUCUGUCGUGUAUGGGGAAACAGAGGAAAGAAACAGAGCGUUGAGACAAUUUAAAGAUGGCAAGAUGAAAGUCGGACUUGGAGAACUCUUGCCGGAAAACACAGAAGCUUUAUCGAAUGACAACCCAGUUGGUCGUGAUGCAGGUCUUCUGUUGGCCGCGGGAGACUCGAGAGCCAAUGAACAGCCAGGACUGAUUUCAAUGCACACUCUGUUUGUACGGGAACACAACCGCCUCUGCGACGAGUACAAAAACAAAAAUCCACAGGCCACGGAUGAACAAAUAUUUCAAUACGCGCGUCGCCUAGUAGCGGCUGAGAUCCAGGCCAUCACGUUCCGUGAAUAUCUUCCAGCCACGUUGGGGGGCACUCAACACAUUCCUGCUUAUCAGGGGUACAAUAAGAGUAUCAACGUUGGUAUGAGUAACAUGAUGUCUACAGCUGCAUUCAGAUUCGGUCACAGCCAAGUCAACACUCUUUUGUGGCGGUUUGAAGAGGAUGGUACGAUGUCUCAUUAUGGCCACCUCGCCCUUAGAGACGCUUACUUCUCACCUGAAAGAGUGUCAAGGGAGGGAGGCAUAGAGCCUCUCUUUAGGGGAGCAGUGAGACAAGCCGCACAGGAAGUUGACUUAAAGAUGGUGGAUGACAUGCGGAACGCUUUGUUUCCGUCCGGUCGUGAACUUGGCCAAGAUUUAGCGUCCAAGAACAUACAGCGCGGAAGAGAUCAUGGCUUACCAGAUUACAACUCUGUCAGGAAGGCACUUGGGCUAACGGGACUCAGCAGUUUCUCAGAGAUCACAAAAGAUUCCAAGACUGCCGAGAAGAUGGAGGAAGUUUACCAAGACAUUAACAAUAUAGACUUAUGGGUUGGAGGACUGGCCGAGGACCACGAGAGUGGCAGUGAACUGGGAGAGACUUUUAGAACGUAAGUGAAACAACGUCACCGAAUCAACACUCUACAAAGAAGAGACAACAACUGUACUUCUUGAGCUUAUCAGGGCAUAUAAAUAUGCAUUUUUGUUAUAUGGCUCACUAAGAUGAACCGAAUCCUGCGGUGUGAUCGGCUACCCGAACGGGCAAGAUGGCGCUAUCUUGCA
Orbicella faveolata is the source of this 2103-nucleotide messenger RNA. RefSeq names its product peroxinectin A-like. Gene Ontology annotation, molecular function: heme binding; peroxidase activity. Gene Ontology annotation, biological process: response to oxidative stress. The record is from RefSeq and is a predicted model, not a curated record. NCBI's taxonomy places the organism in Eukaryota, Metazoa, Cnidaria, Anthozoa, Scleractinia, Merulinidae.